Nicotiana tabacum (common tobacco) is the source of this 1265-nucleotide messenger RNA. RefSeq lists its product as uncharacterized. The record is from RefSeq and is a predicted model, not a curated record. Lineage: Eukaryota; Viridiplantae; Streptophyta; Magnoliopsida; Solanales; Solanaceae.
ACUGCCAGAAUACCACACCUUAUAUAUAUAUAUAUCGUAAACCACGCCAAUUUUUUUCCAACAAUUUUCACCUUUUAACCAUGACGAAACUCUCCGUCGCCGUACUUUUCCUCUUAUUUACGCUUUCCUUUGCUCGUAUUCCUGUAAAUCAACCGGAAAAUGACGUCACGCACCUCCAACUCCCUUCAGAAAAUGACGUCAUCCGCCCCGAACAUCCUUAUACUCUACCGGAAUUCGACGAUUCGGCGCCUAUUCUUAGCCUUCCUAAAAGCGCCGAUAACGAAGAGACUCACUCCGUCCAUCCGAUGCCAUUGACCUUAGUCAAGUUCCGGCCGAUCAACCGUCGAUUCCGGCUCCGAUCUAACCUACCGUUCCGCCUAUGUCGCCACCAUUUCCACCACCUGUAUCCGGUAUCACGGCGUCAGAUCCCUUAUGGCAAUGACAUGAUACUCUCUUCCGGCAAAAACAUUGACUUUGAUAAGUUUGUAUACCGUGUCGGCGUGCGUGAAAUUCCGGCGGAUCGGGUCAAUUUCCCCCACUACCAUCACGAUGACGAAGACGAUGACCACAAAGAGGAGAAGAUCUCGAAGUUUCUCGACAAUCGCGAGAAGCUUGGUAAGAUCUCGAAGUUUCUAGACGAUGAUCGCGUGAAGUUUGGUAAAAAGAAAUUGAAACGUCAAAAUCAAUUCCAGGCUCAUCGAUUUGAUAAAGAAGAUGAUAAUGAGGAUGACAAAAGAUCAAAGCUUUAUGCGAAGUAUUAUGGUGAAGACCAAUAUAGCUUUGAUAGAAUGAAAUUGAGGAAGCGUUUUCAUUAUCGCGAUGCUGAAGAAGAAGAAGAAAAGGCUAAGUGGCAUAAGAGGGGAAAGAAGAGAGGUGGGUUCAUGAGAAGUAUUCGCAAGUUUUUUCAUCACUACUUUGAUUGAAGCAACAGUAACAAUCAAGUGUAAUCCCAGGAGUUGUGUCAGAGAAAGGACGUGUAUGUAUACCUUACCUCUGCUUUAUCUACGGAACUAGAAAAACUGUUUUUGAUAGAUACAAUUCAGAAAAAAUAACUACUUUUAUUGAAGCAUAUUUAUAAUUUAACUUUGCUUUUGUGUUGUAUAAUAGUAGAAUGUUUUUAUGAGUUAUAUUAUGUUUUUCUUUUGUUUUAUGUUUUGUUUUGGAUGAUGUUGCUCCUUUGUUGUUUGUAAAUAACUUUGCAUCCAUGUGGAGAUGUAGUAGGAAGUGUUCUUAUUAUUACUAUUGUAUGAAUACGUUUUUGAAUA